ACGCCAGAUAUUGGCGUCGAAAAAAAAAAACCUUCCGGCCGAUGGAUCUCCUCUCCGCCGCGUACGGCGCCACCUCCGACGACGACGCCGACGCCGCCCCGGCUCCCAGCUGGCCCGCCACGGCCCUCCCCUCGGCCGCCCCGCCUCCCCCGAAGCGGCCGCGGUGGGAGUCUCCCCCGUACCCUGGGUACCCACCACCUCCUCCCCUCCCCGCCUCGCGACCGGCCCCACCCCAAGCCGCGCCGCCGCCGCUGGCUGGCAGAAGGUACGUCUCCAAGAGGGAACGCGCCCUCCUGGCGGCAUCCCAGCCUCCCGUGGGCUCCGCGGCACCGCUUCCUCCGCCGGAGUUCGACUCCCCAGUUGUUGGAUCUUUUGCUGAUUCAAAUGUUCGAGCUGAUAUUUUGCAUUAUUUACGGUGCCAACCAAAGCCUGGAUCCAACAACAGUUCACCUUUCAAGCUCUCAGUGUCUUUGAUGGGUCACACUAAAGCAGUCAAUUGUGUGGAUUGGUCACCGAGCCAUGGACAUCUUCUUGCUUCUGCUGGAAUGGAUCAUACAGUCCGCGUAUGGAACGUUUGGAACAGAGGGGAUACUACUGCUCGAGUUUUAAAACAUCAUACUGCUGCUGUAAAGGAUGUGAAGUGGUCCCAUCAUCGGCCCUUCUUACUUUCUGGCGGGUUUGAUUGUUCCUCACGACUAGUUGACGCUGAGGAGGGAAAAGAAAUCAGGGUAUUCAAGGAGGAUCAACCAGUGGAGGUCGUCAAGUUCAAUCCAAGCAACUCAAAUCUCUUCCUGUCUGGUGGGUCCAAGGGUUCUCUUAGACUCUGGGAUAUUCGAACUGGCUUAGCAACUAAAGAGUUCAACAGAAGUCUUGGCACCAUCCUUGAUCUUGAAUUCAGUGCUGAUGGGAAGCAGUUUAUCUCUUCAACUGACACAACCAGAAGCAAUGUUAGUGAGAACACUAUAAUAGUAUGGGAUACAUUACGAGAAGUUCCUCUAUCUAACCAGGUUUAUACAGAAGCAUUCACCUGUCCCUGUGUGAGAUACCACCCAUACGAAGCUUCUUUUGUCGCGCAAUCCAACGGCAACUACAUUGCGAUUUUCUCAGCAAGGCCGCCAUUCAAGCUAAACAGGUAUAGGCGGUUUGAAGGACAUGGAGUGUGGGGCUUCCCGAUAAAGUGCAGUUUUUCCUUGAGCGGGAGGGAACUUGCGUCCGGUUCAUCCGAUGGCUGCAUCUAUUUCUAUGACUAUAAAUCCUCAAGGUUUCUGAGGAAGAUUGAAGCCUUCAAAGAAGCGUGCACUUGUGUUGCAUACCACCCUGUACUCCCUAAUGUGAUCGCUGCAUGUGGCUGGACUGGUGAAAUAUCUGUUUUCGAAUGAAGAGCACUGAUCCUUGCAGUGUUCUCCUGGAUUUCUAACUGCAGAUUCAGGUUGACCUAUCACUACAAGCUUGGCCUGCCUUGUGUUUGGGCAAUCUCGGUCAUCAUUAUUUGCAGUGGGAGUUGGGAGUUGGCUACUGAAUCAGCAGAAUAUGUUUGAAGGUGCAGGUGGUGCGGCUUACAUUUUGUAUCCACGGAAGCUUUGUUGAUGGAGUAGGAUGAUUGAAUCGAAGGAGGUGCAGCGGCGGUCUGGCAAUUGCUGCAAGGUGCCUCUGUCCCCAUAUUGUGCUCCUUGAUGCUGGGAUUUUCGAGCCGCGCCAUGCCAAAUAUCCCCUCUGCAGGUAGCGUGUUCUUGGAUUUGUUCUCUUGUGUCUUUGUGCUAAAUCAAUCGAUCAGUUGGACAUGAGUAAACAGUUGCCACCAACAACUCAUGAGCUGAAGAAAACACAAUCAUUGACAAAACAUCGCCGGGGACUGCAAUUGACUGAUUAAAUAGUUUCACAAACUCGAUUUCCUCAUCAGAAACUUGGACAUAGCAGUCAAGGAGAUGCGGAGGGUGAAUUAUAACUGUAGCAUGGAGGUCCCUCAUGGACAGACAGACCAUCUUAUUGAAUUAAUUAAAGAAAGAAAAUUACAUUGGGUAAAAUUACAAAGGAAACUGUGCGUGUCACCAUCGGCAUAUGCACUGAUUCAUCUAGACCAUGUAAACUCCAAUCGCGAUGAGUUUACCUCCAUGACGCCCGAAGAAGCCAACGAUGCUUCGGUCUUCAGGCACGUCAUAGUUGAAAGGAAUACCAGUUGUGCGUCCAUAAGGCCCGUACUCGUCUUCGUUGGUGACAAACUUAAGUGACUCUAUAACAGUCUCCUCAUUAUGGUCGACAUAAGUUCCUGAUAGUGCUUGCAAAACCUCUUGAGGCCCCAGCUCGAUCUGCAACCAUGGGAAAAGUUAAGGAAAGGAAAAAAUUGAUCAUCCAUUGAAUUGACCGAAUCAAUGCAAAAUUAGUAAUCACAGUAAGAACCAAACACAUGCAAAACAAACCUUAUUAAGGACGCGAUGACCAUGACUAGCACCCCAAGCACCCGUGGUGCGCCUCUUGCCAGACAGGUCAACAUAAGUGCAUUCAAACAUAGCAAUUAUCCCCUGGUCCUGGACGAUCGUCAUACUUUGUAUGCGCCAUGAUUCUUCUAACUCGUCUUUGUAAGUAGUGUAGUCACCAGCUCCACCCCAUGGGCCAGCUCUUGUGAGCAUGGGCAAGCUCUGUAUCAUGCACAAGCAAAUGUGAUUCAUUUGCAUCAGCUAGCUUUUAUACACCUGACGAGAGCUGGAUUGGUGAAUGAUCGAACUUGCAAGUAAUUAAAGCAGUCUUUUGGGAGCAGUUGCUCAAAUUUUCCGGCUGUAUUUCCUUUCUUCUUUCAAGGCAAUACCAAUGCCUUGAAUUCAUUCUACCUUAGAAUAACUUCAAACAUCACAUGUUCUAUUAUUUUAUUUUAUUUUCUCACGAUUUCCGAAGUUUUUGCUACCA
Molecule: messenger RNA, 2901 nt
Organism: Triticum aestivum (bread wheat)
Lineage: Eukaryota; Viridiplantae; Streptophyta; Magnoliopsida; Poales; Poaceae
Product: WD repeat-containing protein 25
Exons: 5
Coding region: 42-1379 (445 amino acids)
Molecular function (GO): protein binding
Source: RefSeq, a predicted model, not a curated record